Molecule: messenger RNA, 1347 nt
Organism: Thyridium curvatum
Lineage: Eukaryota; Fungi; Ascomycota; Sordariomycetes; Thyridiales; Thyridiaceae
Exons: 3
Coding region: 1-1347 (448 amino acids)
Biological process (GO): spliceosomal complex assembly; protein phosphorylation; regulation of mRNA processing
Molecular function (GO): ATP binding; protein kinase activity
Source: RefSeq, a predicted model, not a curated record
AUGUCAACCUCCCUGGCCGCCCAUCGUCGAGUGUCCCCCAAGAACUUUCCACAGGGCGGUUUUGACCGCAUAGACGAGUCGGUUAAGGUCGAGGAGGAGACGAUCCCUUUCUAUGAAGAAGGACUGUUCUAUCCUGCGCGCAUCGGCGAGGUCAUCCGCGAUCAGUACCAGGUCAUAGCCAAGCUUGGAUAUGGCGCCUCGUCCACCACAUGGCUAGCCCUGGACCUCUUAACUCAUCGUUACGUUGUGCUUAAAGUGCACGUCACUCAUGUAUCACGCCUUCGAGAGCUGGAGGUGCUCCAGUACCUGAAGUCUAUCCAAUCAGAGCACUCCGGUCGUGAGCAAAUCCGAUUACUUGAGGACCACUUCACAAUCCAGGGUUCUUGCGGCCCUCACAUUGUCUUUGUCCUGCCUCCGCUUGGCGUCAGCGUCAAGCUCCUCCAAGAGCUACAGCCCGGCGGCGUCUAUGACGAGGAAACCGCAGUCUCAGCCAUUCAGCGGACUGUCUUGGCACUAAACUUUCUACACCAUGAGGCCAGUGUGAUUCAUACCGGUAGGUCUUCUACUACCCCUUCUUUGUUGGAAAGAGUGUGUGUGUGUGUGAGAGAGAGAGAGAGAGAGAAGGGGAGCAGGGCAAGCACCUGUGCUGAUCUGAUCAUCCGUGGAGACGUUCACGCUGGGAACUUGCUUCUCGGGAUCACAGACGAGUCUCAGUUAGCUCAGUUCGAAGAAAACGAACGCACGCGCCCAACACCCAGGAAGGUCAUCGAGGACCGUGUGAUUCACGUUUCCCAGAUGCUCCUGGCUGCUGGCGGCCCACCGCACCUCUGUGACUUUGGACACGCUCGCAUCUGCCCUGACAGUGAGCUUCAAACUGGGCUCAUCAUGCCCACACAGUACCGAGCUCCCGAGGUUCUAUUAGACAUGCAAUGGGGUUUCGCCGUCGAUUUAUGGUCGAUUGGGAUUUUGGCGUGGGAUCUUCUCGAACCAAAAGGUCUCUUCCAGAUCUACGAACUUGACAACCUUGAACGUAAUGAGGCUUUCCACCUAGCACACAUGGUGAGGAUACUCGGACCACCACCCCUGGACUUCUUGCGGAGAAGCCCAAAGUCUCAGAAGUACUGGGACGACGCGGGCGAUUGGAAGGGAGUGGUUCCCCUGCCACCGCCGACGACGCUGGAGUCUCUCGUCACGUCGCUGCAGGGCAAGAGAAAGGACGACUUUCUGGACUUCAUCCGGGGGAUGCUGCAGUGGGAACCUGGGAAGCGCAUGUCCACCGGGCAUGCGUGGAGUCAUCCGUGGAUCUCCGGGUCGGAGCAGGUGUACGAGGCCAUUAAGAAGCAAUAG